CAAUCUGCGCGACUCCGUUUCCGAAGUAGCUCUCGCAGUUAGACAAGAUCGGCCUCAAUUUCAAAGUCUGCUUACUUAAUGAUGUUUGUAGAUUUCUCAGAUUCUCCGUCAUGAGAUGAUAUAUACUUGUACUGAUGAAGUGCUAGCAACCUUACUGCUUACAGUAUGAUGAUCCGCAUAAGCACCGGUGUUCAUCGCUAUCUGUGUUACCAAUUCUCAAGUUUCGCUGGCUAUGGUGGGCUAGUUCCGGGAUCUGAAAGCCCUAGGUUUUCUAAAAGUCUCGUCUCUGGAAACAGGAACGCAAUCCCGAUUCCUCACAGGAGUAAUCCUGAACCUAAAGGCCAAGAUCUUGAUUUCGUCAAUGUCGCUCACAGCCACCUGAUUCAAUCUGAUUGGGAUCAGCUUGAUAAGCUAUCCAAACAUUUGGAUUCGUUUAGGGUCAAGAACAUACUACUGAGAAUCCAGAAAGACUAUCUUCUCUCCCUUGAGUUCUUCAACUGGGCGAAAACCCGAAACCCAGGCUCCCACUCUCUUGAAACCCAUGCCAUUGUUCUUCACACUCUCACCAAAAACCGGAAAUUCAAAUCCGCAGAGUCCAUUCUAAGAGACAUCCUCGUAACUGGCGGCUUGGAUUUGCCUGCCAAGCUGUUUGAUGCCUUGUUGUAUUCGUACAGGGAAUGUGACUCUACGCCUCGAGUGUUUGAUUCGCUGUUCAAGACUUUUGCUCAUCUGAAGAAAUUCAGAAAUGCCACAGACGCUUUUACGCAGAUGAAGGAUUACGGGUUUCUUCCAAAUGUCGAGUCUUGCAAUGCUUACAUGAGCUCACUGCUUGGUCAAGGGAGGGUGGAUAUUGCUCUUGGGUUUUACAGAGAAAUGAGGAGAUGUAAGAUAUCCCCAAACACGUACACUCUCAACAUGGUUAUCUCGUGUUAUUGCAGAUCAGGGAAACUUGACAAGGGCGUUGAGUUGCUGCAAGACAUGGAAAGAUUGGGUUUUCAGGCCACGGAAGUGUCGUAUAAUACAUUGAUAGCCGGGCACUGCGAGAAGGGUCUUUUGAGCUCGGCUUGGAGGCUUAAGAACAUGAUGGGGAAGAACGGCUUGCAGCCUAAUGUGGUUACUUUCAACACUCUCAUUCACGGGUUUUGCAGAAGUGUGAAGUUACAAGAAGCUAGUAAGGUUUUCGGUGAGAUGAAAGCGGUAAAGGUGGCUCCCAACACUGUCACGUAUAACACUUUGAUUAAUGGGUACAGCCAACAGGGUGAUCACGAGAUGGCCUACCGGUUUUAUGAAGAUAUGGUCUUCAACGGGAUUAAGCGUGACAUUUUGACGUACAACGCGUUGAUCUUGGGACUGUGCAAACAAGCUAAGACGAAGAAAGCUGCACACUUUGUUAAAGAACUCGACAAAGAGAAUUUGGUGCCAAACUCUUCCACCUUCUCUGCGUUAAUAAUGGGACAGUGCGUGAGGAGAAACGCAGACCGUGGUUUUGAACUGUACAGGAGCAUGAUUAGGAGUGGUUGCCAUCCGAAUGAACAAACAUUUAAUAUGUUGGUUUCUGCCUUCUGUAAGAAUGACGAUUUUGAUGGAGCAGCUCAAGUGUUGAGGGAAAUGGUCAGAAGAUCAAUCCCGCUUGAUUCAAGGACUGUUCAUCAGGUCUGCAAUGGACUAAAGCAUCAAGGGAAAGACCAACUUGCGACAGAGUUGUUACAGGAGAUGGAAGCAAAAAGCAUUCUACAAGAGCCUUUAGGUAUCUGAGAAGUAACAAGUUAUUAACCAAAAAUUCCAAUUUCUUUUCGUUUAAUGGAAGAAGAAAUUGGUUAC
Molecule: messenger RNA, 1821 nt
Organism: Eutrema salsugineum
Lineage: Eukaryota; Viridiplantae; Streptophyta; Magnoliopsida; Brassicales; Brassicaceae
Product: pentatricopeptide repeat-containing protein At4g26680, mitochondrial
Exons: 2
Coding region: 166-1755 (529 amino acids)
Molecular function (GO): protein binding
Source: RefSeq, a predicted model, not a curated record